AUGACCUUGCGAAACUGCGGAAGUGAAAUGAAAGGCAGGAACCCACGUGCUCAUUUCUCAGGGAAGCUUCAGGCCGAAGCAGCAGGCUGUGUUCACUAGGAAGGACUCACAUGCUUCGAGUUUAACUCGGUUUUGGCGUUGCUAAGCUUAUCAAGCGUUUUAAUCAUGUCUUCGUUCAGGAAAGCGCUGAAGUCCCAACAGCGAAACCACCAUGAAAGGUCUCAGCCUGGCUUCAGGAAAACUCUGGGAUUGCUGGAAAAGAAGAAAGACUACAAACUCCGUGCAGAUGACUAUCACAAGAAGCAAAACACCCUCGCUGCUCUGCGAAAGAAAGCCCUGGAGAAGAACCCAGAUGAGUUUUACUUCAAAAUGAUCAACUCCAAACUGGAGGCAAGUCUCAGCAUCCUUAUCGCCAGGUUGGAUGGAGUUCACGUGAUGAAGAAACCUAAAGAGGAGGUGGAGGUAACAGAGGAGCAAAAGAAAGUGAUGAGGACGCAGGAUAUCAGAUAUGUGGAGAUGAAAAGGGUUGCAGAAGCUAAGUUGGCACUUCCUCUGAAUCUAAUAUACUUUCAGAAAAUUGAGAGGUUGAAAGGAGAGCUCCAUCUUCUUGAUGCAGAAAGCAAACCGAAAAACAAACACACCUUUUUCGUGGAUUCAAAGAAAGAAGUACAGAAAUUUGACCUGGCAAGCCACCUCGACACAGCUCCAGAGCUAGUGGACAGAGUUUACAACAGGCCAACCCUGAAAACUCUGGAGACUAAAAGCAUCCAGGGAGCUGUGGAACCUCGUAGGAUAAAGAGUCUGGCCCGGCAGAGGAAGCACCAGUAUACAAUCCUUUCCCAGAGGAUUGACAGAGAGAAGAAAAUGUUUGUUAUCAGCCAGAAAAUUCAGACCCGUAAAGACCUACAGGAUAAAACCAAGAAAGUGAAGGUGAAAAAGGAGACGCCAAAUGCUGCAGCUAUAUACAAGUUUGAGGCCAAGAGAAAACGCUGAGGAAGGACCAAUUGGCAGGCAGAGACUCUGUCACUGUGAUGCAAUGGCUCCAAAAUAAUGGAACUCUACCGAGAAUAACUGCCUGGAUUCUGAGCUGACAUAUGGAAUCCUAUUCAUCCCCUCUUUGAUACUGCAGCCUGCUAUUAUGUACAUAAUUAUGAAGACCUCUAGUUUAUUUCAAAUAAAAACAAGACAUGAUAAAGUUAUUAAUUCA
This is a messenger RNA of Menidia menidia (Atlantic silverside), 1207 nucleotides long. Lineage: Eukaryota; Metazoa; Chordata; Actinopteri; Atheriniformes; Atherinopsidae. The record is from the annotation of a GenBank genome assembly.